Chionomys nivalis (European snow vole) is the source of this 7033-nucleotide messenger RNA. It is a transcript of the gene Entpd7, whose product is annotated as ectonucleoside triphosphate diphosphohydrolase 7. Gene Ontology annotation, cellular component: membrane. Gene Ontology annotation, molecular function: nucleoside diphosphate phosphatase activity. NCBI's taxonomy places the organism in Eukaryota, Metazoa, Chordata, Mammalia, Rodentia, Cricetidae. The coding region runs from base 220 to 2034 and encodes 604 amino acids. The record is from RefSeq and is a predicted model, not a curated record. The transcript has 13 exons. Gene Ontology annotation, biological process: nucleoside diphosphate catabolic process.
GCGGUUUCCUUGGGGACGUGGCGCCGCUGGCGGCCAGGCCUCCUUCCGGCCGCUCUGGGAGCCACGGGUAACCGCUGAGGACCAGGCUGGGCUGUGAAGAGGGACAAGCGGGCCUCGGGAUCCCGCUUCAGCCUUAGGAGAUGCCGGGGACAAGGAAGCCACCCUCUCAGGGCAAAAGGAAAAGGAGGUGACAGACGUCGAGACUACUGAAGGGAACCCAUGGCUAGGAUCAGUUUUUCCUACCUCUGCCCAGCCUCCUGGUACUUCACUGUGCCCACAGUGAGCCCAUUUCUCCGUCAGCGGGUGGCACUCCUGGGGCUCUUCUUUAUACCCUGUCUCCUUUUACUUCUCUUAAUCAUGGACUUGGGACAUCGGGGCACUUCGUCAGCACGAGAUAGGCAGUACGAGAGGUAUUUGGCUCGGGUAGGAGAUCUUGAAGCCACCAACACCGAAGACCCAAAUCUGAAUUACGGACUUGUGGUGGACUGUGGUAGCAGCGGCUCCCGGAUUUUUGUUUACUUCUGGCCAAGACAUAAUGGGAACCCCCAUGACUUACUGGACAUCAAACAGAUGAGAGACCGAAACAGCCAGCCUGUGGUUAAGAAAAUCAAGCCAGGAAUCUCUGCAAUGGCAGAUACUCCAGAACAUGCCAGCGACUACCUGCGACCUCUGCUGAGCUUUGCCGCUGCUCACGUGCCUGUGAAGAAGCACAAGGAGACCCCCCUUUACAUCCUCUGCACAGCGGGCAUGAGGUUGCUCCCUGAGAGGCAGCAGUUGGCUAUCUUGGCUGAUUUAGUGAAAGAUUUGCCAUUGGAGUUUGACUUCCUCUUUUCACAGUCUCAGGCUGAAGUGAUCUCUGGGAAGCAGGAAGGAGUUUACGCAUGGAUUGGAAUCAACUUUGUUCUGGGACGAUUUGACCAUGAAGAUGAGUCGGAUGCUGACACUUCCCUGGACUCAGCAGCGGGACGCAGGAGGACAGUGGGGAUACUGGACAUGGGAGGAGCUUCUCUCCAAAUUGCCUAUGAAGUCCCUACCUCAACCUCUGUCCUUCCUCCCAAACAGGAAGAAGCAGCCAAGAUCCUGUUGGCUGAGUUCAACCUGGGCUGUGACGUGCAGCACACAGAGCAUGUGUACAGGGUUUACGUCACCACCUUUCUGGGCUUUGGAGGCAACUUUGCCCGGCAGCGCUAUGAAGACCUUGUGCUGAAUGAAACACUUAACAGAAACAGGCUGCUGGGCCAGAAGACAGGCCUGAGUCCUGACAACCCAUUUCUGGACCCCUGCCUGCCUGUGGGACUCACAGAUGUGGUGGAGAGGAACAGCCAGGUCCUGCAUGUCCGAGGGAAGGGCGACUGGACCACUUGUAGGGCGAUGCUGAGCCCCCUGCUGGCCCGCUCCAACACCAGCCAGGCCUCGCUGAAUGGCAUUUACCAGUCGCCGAUCGACUUCAACAACAGCGAGUUCUACGGCUUCUCUGAGUUCUUUUACUGUACAGAGGAUGUGUUGCGCAUUGGUGGCCGCUACCAUGGGCCAACAUUUGCCAAGGCUGCUCAGGAUUACUGUAGCAUGGCGUGGCCAGUGCUCGCGCAGAGAUUCAAGAAUGGCCUCUUUUCUCCACAUGCAGAUGAGCAUCGGCUCAAGUAUCAGUGUUUUAAGUCAGCUUGGAUGUACGAAGUCCUGCAUGAAGGGUUCCACUUCCCUUAUGACUAUCCGAACCUGCAGACGGCGCAGCUUGUGUAUGACCGAGAGGUGCAGUGGACGCUGGGAGCCAUUCUAUAUAAAACACGAUUCCUGCCACUCAGGGACCUUCGGCAGGGAGGUGUCCGGCAAGCCCAUGGCAGCUGGUUCCGUCUCUCCUUUGUGUACAACCACUAUCUCUUCUUCGCCUGUACCCUGGUGGUGCUGCUGGCCAUCAUCCUGUACCUGCUGCGCAUCCACAGAAUUCACCGCCGACAAACUCGAGCCGCGGCUCCAUUGGACCUGCUGUGGAUUGAACAAGUGGUGCCGAUGAUUGGGGUGCAAGUAGAGCCGUGAGGCUGGACCAGAACCAGAGAAACUCCAGAACCUUAGGACUGCUGCUUCCUGAAUUCCUCCACUUUCAUCAACUGGCCUCAGAUGCUGCUUUGGCCUGGGAAUUUCUACUUCUUUAAUUUUUUUUUUUUUUUUUUUUUUUUUUUUUUUUAGUGCCCAGGACAGGACCUUUUCUCAGAAGCCGUAAUGUAAUCUGUGAGGAACUAAGUGGCGAGAGGCCGGUGCUAACACAGGGGACCAAGCUUAACCCAAGUGAAGCAUGCUUCUCCUUUAUCACAGAAAGCCGGUGUGUUUCUGGGAUGUAGUAUUUCCCCCUCUUGCUGAAGCAAGUUUUUGAUUGGGCAACUGGAAUCAUGGUUGAAGCCAACUUGGAUCGACUGAUAGAGCCAGAGACAUUCCAGCAAGUGCAGUUGCCCCUGCUUUCUCUGUAACAGAGAUAUCCUUAUGUGGAGAUCCACAGCCUUGAAUAGGGACCCAAGAUCUCUGAGGUUCAGUGGACCAGGAUCUCAAGGCAACCAAAACGAUACGACUUCUUUGCUUACUUGACAUCCCUGACAGAGUAGCUGAUUAUGUUAUACAGAUCCGAGAGGCUGGACCCCUUUGAAGUGAAUGAUCCAUUGACGACCUGACAGUAUUUUAUCUGGCACUUGGUCUGACUAGUACAGAACACAUUUCCAUGGCCUCACAGGCUGCUGGGCAUCCACGUUGCCUUUUGAGCCGUACGCGUGCUUAUGGAACGGAGAAACUACCGGGGCAGGUUUGCCUGUUUGCCGGUUACUGUCUCAGCCAUAUUUUUCUGUGCAGAAAAUUCAAAGCAACUUCCCUCAUUUCACUGUUGAGAUCUUACGUAUUUUGGGAUGGGAUGUAUUUUGUUUUGUUUAAGGAAGAAUAGUAUCAAGAGAGUGGGCAAAGGCAGUAAAAUCAAAGUUGGGAUUUUGGGGGGGCUGCGGUUUUGAGACAGGGUCUCACUGUGUAUGUAGCUUUGGCUAUUCUGGAAUUCACUCUGUAGACCAGGCUGGCCUGAACUCAAACUCACAGAGAUCCUACUGCCUCUGCCUCCCAGGUGCCGGGUUUAAAGGCAUGUGCCACCAUGCCUGGCUUAAAAUCAAAGUUCUUACCUAUUUUUGGAAUUCUUGAAAGAGAGAAAAUUCUAAACUUUGGAAUAACUAGAUAAAUAUUCCAUGGAGCAGGCUGGCCAUUUGUUUGGACAUCUGUCACAAAUAGCACUUCCUUUACUGGGGAGAGGAAAGCCAUACCAUGUACUCAUCACAGCCUCUCAGAAACCGGUCCCUCUGCAGCCAGCCUUUCCGAUGCACAAAGUGUCAGCUCCUUCUGCCCCCAUGGACUCUUUAUUUCCCAUAGACCCAUGAGGGGCCUGCCUGGGAUGGUUCCCAGGGCAGAAAUAGUAGCUUGAUUUCUUUUUGGGAGUACGGCAAGUUUCUUGAGGCCAAUUUUUUAGGUAGCCAAGGCUAGCCUUGAACUCCUGAUCCUCCUGCCUCUGUCUCCUCGAAGUGCUGGGUUUAAAGGUGUGCACCACCAGACCUCUCAAAGUGUUGGGUUUAAAGGUGUGCACCACCAGACCUCUCGAAGUGCUGGGUUUAAAGGUGUGCACCACCAGACCUGGCUCAUUUCCAUUUCAUUUUGCCAAAGCCUUUUAUUUGUAGGGUUAGAAUAGAGAAAACAAAUUUAAAUUUAAAGAAUAAAAAUAGACUUUGAAAACAGAUUCCAUACUGGGAACAGAAAAGAAAUACUUUAUGAAAUGGGAAAAACUAAGAUGGCCCUAGGGCUAACUAAGCCAAGGUGAAGAUAAAUAAGUAGUUAGGCAAGUUCUAAAUUAUUUUCUUCCUUUCUUUUGAGGCAGGGUCUCAUUAUGUAACCAGGCUGGCCUGGUACUCAAUGAUCCUCCUGCCUCAGCCUCCCGAGUGCUGUGAUUAUAGCUCUGCACCACCGUGCACAUCAGAUAAGUAGUCGUCUGUCAAAGAUGCUUUCACUCUUACAUAUUUUACUUUCCAUCAGGACUAUGUCAUUGACAUUUCUUUUCAGAUUUAAGAUUCUCUUUAAUUCUAUUUUUUAUGCCCUAUGAGUGAGCCUUUGCCUUUUUAAUGCUGCUUUAAAAUGACAAAAAUGUCCUUGCUAGCCAUUCGCCUCCUCAGGGAACUUUGCGUUUCAUCUUGGUUUCUAUGUACCAGUUUUGGUGUUCUUGGGAGACCUUGUUAACAGUGGCUGUGAUUCAUGAGCUUAGACUGAAGCUGGAGGGAGGAGGUAUGCCGUCCAGUUUUGAAGCCCUCCUUACCGAAUUUACUCUUCACCCUGAUGGUACCAAUACCUACCAUUUGUUAAGCACUUACUUUGUAUUGCUCUUUAGAACGUUACGUGAUCUUUGUAUAUUAUUUAAUCAUGCAGCCUUUUGGAUUGAUAAACCCUACAUUCUUUUUAUAGUUGAAAAAAAAAAUCUCAGGAUGCCUAUCUUUAUCAUUUUCCAAUAUAAAUAUAUUUCUUAAUUUAUUUUAAUUAGUCUGAGUUUUUGUUUUGUACAUUAUAUCCUAUUUACUGUUUUAAUAUUAUGAGAUUCAGACUUUAUUAACAUAAGACUUUGUUACAUGGUUGAGAACUGAGCACAUUGCUCCUGACUGGUCCUAGGUUUCCCCAUCACGCCCAUUGGGUGACAUCAUUUCACUAGCCAAGGUUGAUGACUGGUCCUGGGUUUCCCCAUUACCCGCACUGGGUGACGUCAUCUUGUUAACCAGUUUUCAAUCCAUCUGUUUGAGUGGUUUUUUUUUUCUUUUAAAAAAUACUUUAGGUUUUACUUUUAAGUAAUUAGCUUAACUUUGCACAAUUUUUUCCCUAACCACAACAUUCCAAUAACAUAAUUGCAAUCUGAGUGAAGGUACAAAUGCCUAAUAGAGCUCUCUACCUCAUUACAGAACUUGGUGGUGAUUCUUGGGCAGUUUCCAGAAUGGGACUUGUGUGACUUCAUUUCAGUUGGGAGUAGCAGCGGCUGGUUCAGAGUCUCCUAGUUUGUGCUUAGCUUCAGCCUUGCUGUCUGGACGAUGGACUUCUGCCAAACUUGUAAGAACUUGAUCGGUGUCACAAAAGUUGGUAUGUUCAAAAGUGAGGGCUCAGAACCAAGCUUUGGCACCUGUGACUAACAACAGAGUAACGAACGAAUGUACUGAAUUCAAACACUUUUAGGAUGUUCUGAAUUCUGAGUGGCUCUGUCCUUGGCUGCCACCUUGCUCCUAACUUGGGUCUGAGCUAACUGGGAAAGCCCUUGCACUUGGGUUCCUGUCAGUCCUGGAGUCUCUGGAGGUGGCUCAUUAAGGCUCUAUUUUGAGCAUCUUUGUCUUAUCUUAUAUCCCAAUAGGCUGCCAUUGUAGUAUUUUACAUUCCCCUUUGCCCUAGUAGUUCAUUCUUUUUGUUCGUUAAUACUAUUAUUAGAAAGACAGAGGAAAACCACGCACCAACAGACCAUUUGUCUUUUGGAAAUAUGAGCAAUAGAGAGACCUUUUAUAUAGUAAUGUGGAAUUAAUUGCUCAUAUAUAAGGGCUUCCAUUUUUUCAAUUAUGAGACCAUUGUUCCCAUUUUUUAUAAAAACUAGAGUUGAAAAUGUUCUGAGUAAUAGGAUGUUUAGUCAUGCAUGCAUGGCGGACAAGCUUGACGAUGUGUCUACUUCUGAGCCCUCCUGAACGUAGGCCAACUGCUGACAGACACCCCACCCCCAAGAGCCUGCUGUCCGCGCCCUCUGUUGUGUUACUCUCUGUUUGCUGUAAUGAAACACCUGAGAUCAUUCAUAAGGAGAAAAGAGUUGUUUGAUUCACAAGUUUUAGAGGUCAAGUGUUCCCUUUGCUUGUGCCUGUGAUGAAGAAGUGCAGUUUGGCAGGCGUGGGUAGCAAAGCAGAAUUGCUUAGCUCAUGGCCAGGAUGCAAGAGAGGAUGGAGUUGGGAGUCUCACAUGUCCUCCAGUGACUUAAAGACCUAUAAAGCUGUGCCUACAAGGACCCACCACCUCCCAAUAAUGCCACCCUGGGGCCACGCCUUUAACAAGUGGGCCUUUGGAGGACAUCCCAAAUCUAAGCUACAGCAUGAUUUGAAGGCAGUCGUGGCGAUUCCUAAGCAGCCCACCCCAUGGAGCACAUUCCAAGUGUGGCCCCACUAGCAGCACAGGGUCUGCUCUUUAGCUUCUUCAGGCCGCUCGGCCAGUAGGGAUCCUGAGUACUCUGACUGCUAGGAUUUCUGCUUCAAGUUCUCCUUCCACACUUUAUAUCUAUUGAAGCUGUAAAGCAUCUGCCUCAUCUUCUCCAUGAUUUCUACCUUUAGUGUGGUCUCUGUGGUGGCCCUGGCAUCUCCAUGGUGACCUCGAGCCGGACGUGCUGCACCGUGCUGUUUCGGGUGCCUGGGACUGCUUUCCAGAUGCUUCACAUUCAGUAAGAAUUCUGUAGAAUUCCUACAUUUCAUGAAUCGUUCUGGAUAUUCUGAUAAACACGAAGCUUAUAAACAGAAAAUAGGCAAUGUCAUUGGAAUGGUGACUCAGUCACCCUCAUGUGGGGGCAUAGCUCUGUGUCACAUAUGCCCACAUAUAACCCACCAUUCACCGUAGGACCAGAAGGAAGGCUGCAGGGAAACUGGCAUCAUGAUUCUCCAGUUGGUCUCUGUGACCAACUUCACUCUUGGCAGUCAUUAACCCUGCCACAGUAGAAGCAUAUCUCAGUGUAGGUCAAAGACAGAAAUCUGGGCCACUGAGACAGUUCAGCAGGUGAGACCACAAGCCUGGCAACCUGAGUGUGACUCCCAAAACCCACACAAAGAUGGAAGGAGAGAACCAACUCACAUGACUUGUCCCCUGACCUCUGCAUGCACAUGCAUGUACACAGUGUAUACUCCCCGUCAUAUGCACACACAAUAAUAAGUGAAUUCUUACAAAGAUUAAAUGAUGUCAUAAGAGUUAUGUCCUGAUCAACCCAAUGGGGCUCGUAAAAGAAAAAAAAAAGAUCCUGGGUUAGCUG